Molecule: messenger RNA, 1133 nt
Organism: Hypanus sabinus (Atlantic stingray)
Lineage: Eukaryota; Metazoa; Chordata; Chondrichthyes; Myliobatiformes; Dasyatidae
Gene: mrpl44
Product: mitochondrial ribosomal protein L44
Exons: 4
Coding region: 36-1025 (329 amino acids)
Biological process (GO): primary miRNA processing; regulation of gene expression; rRNA processing
Cellular component (GO): nucleus
Molecular function (GO): double-stranded RNA binding; ribonuclease III activity
Source: RefSeq, a predicted model, not a curated record
GUGCGCAAACGCAGUUCGGGAGGUCGGGAUGUGUCAUGGCUUCGUCGUUUGGUUUCCGUCAUGUCUUUGGUGCCCUCCGGCCAGCGUUUACUGCGAGGCAGACAAUCCUAUACACUCAGAUUAGGGAGAAGAAACGAUGGAUGAAGUCCUACGUAUUGCUGAAGGAAAGGAAAAGGAAACUGGAGGGUCCUCCACCACCCAAGCCCCGAUCGCAGCAGCCAAACUGGGACUACCAUGCUGAAGUAGAGGCCUUUGGCUAUCGUCUUCAUGAGAACUUCAAAUUGGAUCUUCUCAAAACAGCAUUCAUUAAUCCCUUUUACAUUACCCCCGAGGAAGCACAGCAGCAAGAUCUUAAACUUGACAAAGAGAACAUAAAAUUAAAUCUCAAAGACAAUCGGGAUUUAUCUGAGAGAGGCUCAGUGUUCGCCACUGCUUAUCUCCAAGACUCUUUUAGUCGUGCCUAUCCAAAUUUGCCUGAUGACGGUAUUCAGGCACUUACUAGUUAUGUCACAGGGUCACAGGUUGUGUGCCAUGUUGCCAAGAACUUGGCCGUGGAAGACUUGGUACUAAGUGCAGAGUUCCCAGUGCCACUGGAGGUUUUACAGAAGACAUUCUUUGCUAUUGUUGGAGCUUUGAUUGAGAGUAGUGGAACUGAAAAAGCCAGCUUAUUUAUCCGGGACUUCCUAAUUACUCAACUUAUCGGCAAAGAUCUAUUUGAGAUUUGGAGUGUCGUUAAUCCCAUGGGACUUUUGGUGGAAGAACUGAAGAAGAGGAAAGUGCCCCUCCCUGAGCCCAGGUUGACCAGGCAGUCUGGGUCCGGCACUGUGCUUCCGUUGUAUUUUGUUGGACUGUACAGUGAUAAGCAGCUAAUUGCAGAAGGACCUGGUGAAACGAUAUUGGUAGCUGAAGAAGAGUCAGCACGAGUGGCACUGCGUAAAUUGUAUGGCUAUACAGAAAGCAGACCACCUUGGGAUUACUCGAUUCCCUCAAAGGAACCUCAAGCAGUCAAGGCUUUGAGCAGUUAAAGCAGCGUCAGCCUGUGUGAUUCACAUCUGAGUAUUACUUCUCUUUUGUGACUUUAACCAUUGUGUAAACUUCAGAAUUUUGUAAAAAUAAAAGAAUUUUUAAAUCAA